Messenger RNA from Talaromyces proteolyticus, 1480 nucleotides. Its product is annotated as general substrate transporter. The coding region runs from base 1 to 1449 and encodes 482 amino acids. Gene Ontology annotation, cellular component: membrane. Lineage: Eukaryota; Fungi; Ascomycota; Eurotiomycetes; Eurotiales; Trichocomaceae. The record is from RefSeq and is a predicted model, not a curated record. Gene Ontology annotation, biological process: carbohydrate transport; transmembrane transport. Gene Ontology annotation, molecular function: carbohydrate:proton symporter activity. The transcript has 9 exons.
AUGGCGAGACUAACUCUUUACAACGUGUUCGUCUGCCUAGGCGUGGCCCUUGCAGCCUACGCCUAUGGCUUCGGUUUUGCCGUUUUCGGUACCAGCAUUGGCCAGCCAGGGUUUUAUCAGUAUUUUGACUUGGAUCGUAACAGUAUCAUCGGAGCUGUGAACUCUCUCUUUGCCUUUGGGAGUUUGGUUGGUGCAAUCAUCCAGGCAUCGAUAGCCGAUCGGUUUGGGCGAAGGAAGGCACUGGCAGUUGGCGCUGUCUGGGCACUGGUCGGCGGUGCCCUGACAGCAGGGUCUGUGACCAUCUCCAUGUUGAUCGUCGUCCGCAUUUUCCAGGGUCUGGGCCUAGGCAUGUUGAUUUGCUUGGUUCAGCUGUACCUGACCGAGGUGGCACCCGCACACCGACGCGGUUUGCUUUCGGGAUUGACUGCAAUGAGCCUGGCAUUUGGCUACGUGGUUUGUGCUUGGAUAUCAGUGGGGACAUAUUCGUCAACGAACCUGACACUUCAAUGGCGGCUACCACUGUCUCUAGCCUGUGUAGGGCCACUUGGCCUUCUAAUCUGCCUCCCAUUUGUCCCAGAAUCACCACGAUGGCUGAGCUGGACCGGACAAGAUGAUGAAGCCUGGAAGGUCAUUUCAAGGCUCCAUCACGAUCCAAACGAUCCAACAGACGCUGCUGCUCGCGCAGAACUGUUCCAGAUCAAAGCGCAGGUGGAGAUGGAUAAGUUGGAGAAACCGGGAUACCGCCAAAUCUUGUCUAAGCCGUCAUGGCGACAUCGAGCAAUAUUGGUGUUUUUUAUCCAGUUCGCAUCCCAAUCGACCGGAGUCCUCGGCAUCAAUAACUUUUCUAUCUUGAUCUAUCAAAGUCUCGGGAUGGGUGGAAGGAUGUCCCUAAUCAUGUACGGGCUGUACGCUAUCGUUGGAACCGGCGCAAACUGGAUAGUUGGACUUACCGUGGACAGGGUGGGCAGACGGACAAGCUUCUUGAUCGGCUUCCCAUUAUGCGCGAUUUGCCUCCUGAUCGAAGCGGUUUUGCAGUCACAGUAUCUCGGUACCGACAACAAGGCAGGAAACGCCGGUUGCCUCGUGCUCCUUUUCGCUUACAUUUCCGUUUACGAGUUUGUUGACGUAGCAUCCUAUAUCUGGCCCGCCGAAGUCUUCCCAACCACAAUCCGUGCAAAAGGUCUGGGUAUUACGAUGGCGGGUUAUUUCCUCGGUGCAAUCACAUACACCACUCCAUCGGCCCUUGCGUUUAAGAACAUUAAAUGGGGAAUGUACCUUUUGUGGAUGGGGCUGUGUAUUGUUUCGACGAUAAUCACCUAUUUCUUCAUUCCGGAAACAAAGAAUAUUCCGCUCGAGGAGCUGGGAGCCUUCUUCGGAGACGAGAUUGCUGUGCAUUUGACAGGUGAUGAGGAUGACAAGGAGAAAGCCGAGGUCGUCCAUAAGGCCUGAUCCUGACAUGUCAGGCUUGGAACAGUUCUGA